UGUGCUCUUCGUGUCAAAAGCCGCUGAUGGCGAAGACGGUACAGCAACCAAAGGAUGCAAUGGCUAAUUUUCAAUAUUUCGCGCAUGCGGAGCUGCCGCAGGGGGGUUCGAGAUGGUUUCGGGACCGCGAGUACUUUGGAGUUAAUGCUUGUCGCGCUACAGUUGUUACUCAUCAUUAUCAAACAAAAAGUAUUCGAGGGGGCCGUGUUCUGGAGGAGGCUAGUCAACGUUUUAACAGGGGAAACGUGGCUCUGUUUCUUCAGGACCCCUCAGCGUUGUCAAAAGUCCUCCCACCAUCGCGGGGGGAUCUGCGUGGAGCAGUGUGUGUCGAGUAAAGUGCUU
Pisolithus orientalis is the source of this 342-nucleotide messenger RNA. RefSeq lists its product as uncharacterized. Bases 27 to 335 code for a protein of 102 amino acids. The record is from RefSeq and is a predicted model, not a curated record. Lineage: Eukaryota; Fungi; Basidiomycota; Agaricomycetes; Boletales; Pisolithaceae. The transcript has a single exon.